Messenger RNA from Bombina bombina (fire-bellied toad), 2375 nucleotides. RefSeq names its product TNF alpha induced protein 8 like 2 (gene TNFAIP8L2). The record is from RefSeq and is a predicted model, not a curated record. NCBI's taxonomy places the organism in Eukaryota, Metazoa, Chordata, Amphibia, Anura, Bombinatoridae. Gene Ontology annotation, biological process: negative regulation of T cell activation; regulation of apoptotic process; negative regulation of inflammatory response. Gene Ontology annotation, cellular component: cytoplasm. The coding region runs from base 316 to 873 and encodes 185 amino acids. The transcript has 3 exons.
ACAAGACAGGGUCUAAGAGUAGCCCAUUAUAUCAAUGAGAAGAUUUCCAGGUUGACUCUUUAUUUGAAAUGUAAAAAUCAGUUGGACGUCGUUUGAAGAGGAUGCUCCGUGUCGGAUGUCUUGAAGAUGGAGCAGCUCCGCGCCGGAUGGAUGAAGAUAGAAGAUGCCGCCUGGAUGAAGACUUCUGCCCGUCUGGAGGACCUCUUCUUCCUGGCUUGGAUGAAGACUUCUGCCCGUCUGGAGGACCACUUCGCCCGGCUUCGUUGAGGACUUCGGCCCGGUUGGGUGAAGACUUCUCAAGUCACCCUGCAGAUCAUGGAGUUCAGCUCCAAAGAUAUGGCCCUGCAGGCACAAAAAAAGAUACUGAGCCAUAUGGCCACCAAGUCAAUGGUUAAUAUGUUUAUUGAUGAGACCAGCAGCGAGAUUCUCGAUGAGAUGUACCGGGUAUCAAAAGAGUACACCAAGAAUAAGACUGAGUCUCAUAAGGUCAUCAAGAACCUGAUUAAGAUUGCAGUGAAAAUAGGUGUCCUGUACCGGCACAACAAAUUCAGCCCUGAAGAGCUUGUUCUUGCCGAUGAGUUCAAAAAUAAGCUGCACAAUGGCGCCAUGACAGCCAUAAGCUUCUACGAGGUAGAGUACACUUUUGAGAAGGAGGUGCUAUCUGACAUCCUUAUGGAUUGUAAGAAUUUGCUCCUGCGGCUGGUGGAGAAGCACCUAAAGCCAAAGUCCCUUGGGCGCAUCCAGCAUGUUUUCAACCACUUUGGAGACCACGAGCUGCUUAGUCAACUCUAUGAUCCAAAAAGCACCUUACGGCCACAUCUGCAAAAAAUCUGCAAUGGAAUAACCAAAUUGCUUGAAGAGGGCAAUUUGUGAGAGACUCUGGAAUAAACACAAGAUGUAUAGGAGGUCAGAAUGUGGGAAUCAUGACUCCACUCUAUGAACAUUCCAUGUUAACAACAGUACAGCAAUCCCAGAAACAUUCACCUGUUGUUGCCAAAUAGGAGUACUAUCGUCUUAUUGGAGUUUUUACUGUUUUAUGCUUGGGGUACACCAGUUUCUGCCUUUGGGAAAUGGACUAACAAUGAGCGGAUUAUAUGUCAGCGGUUUUACAAAAUAUUAUUUUUUUGUUUAGAGAAGAUGCAAAGUAAUGUUUUUUUCUCUUGGACUGAAUGUGCACAGACGUUACAUUAUUUGAACAAAUGGCACCAGCCUGAAUAGCAGUCAGUGUUAUAUCAGUGACUGAAAUCACAGUGCGGACACAUCCAGGCAUUUGUCUAAUUUACGGAUUCCCUGUGACCAUGAAUUCCCGUCACACCUGUGCUCCUGGUUAUGUUUAUACAAUGGUGUUAUGUGGUCACAGUAACUACUGACCCAUGUUGUUCCUGCACUUAUAUAUAUGUUUUACUUGUCUUCUCAUAUCCAUUUAUUCUCUUUUCUUCCCUCCUUCCCUCUGCUUAUUUCCCUCCUCUUUGCAUUCUUCACCUUUCUAUAUUUCUAUCCAACUCAACAUUUUUUUCCUGAUUUUAUAAUUGACUUCUAUUAUUAAAUGUUCUUCCUUCUCUUGGUAUCUUUUGUUGAAAAGCAGGGACUUAAGCUCAGGCAUGUGUACGUGUCUGGAGCACUAUAUGACAGCAGUUUUGCAAGAAAGUUACCCAUAGAUGGCAGCUCUGUUUCUAUGUCAUGUAGUGCUCCAGGCGCCUACCUAAGUAAUUCCAUGGGAACCAAACAAAUAAGAUAAUAGAAGUCAAUUGGAAACUUUCUUAAAAUUGUUUGUCUGAAUCACAAAAGAAUAUUUCUGGGUUUCAUAUCCCUUAAACCACAAAAAUCAAGGAUGCAGGAGUAACUUGUGGUUUAAUUUUCUACAACCUACUACUCUCUCUCCUUUACCUCUCUCCUUGCUCUGUGUAGAGUACUGGAUAUGGUAAAAAGGCACUACUGUGUAUCUGGAACCUUUCAGCUCUACAGUACAUAGCAACUCGCUUAGAACCACUGCUGCCUUCAACUUUUUAUAAUGCUCGGAAAUCUCCUAUUAAUUUCCAAAUCUAACAUCUUUUGUGCUCUACCAGUCUCUUACACUUUACACUGUUCAUCUAUACACUUUUUUCAUGGGCUCUCAAAUGAGCCCUUUUAUCCAUUUACAGAUGAACACUGUGCUUAUUUUUUAAAGGGUUCAGCUGUAGAUAAUUUGUGUAACUGCAGAGUCUUUUUCCUACUGAAUUUCUGUGAGCAAAUCCAUCUUCCAGCUUGACCCUUUGCCCAUUCCUACAGCUGCCACUGCUACAAAGGAAUCUGGCUGUGAAGAUAAAAUAAACUUAUGUGUUUUUUUAUUUGUUAGUGUAUAUGGGAAGGUUUCUAUUAAAUACAAGAGAACUGAA